AUGGCAUUUGCUUCAAGAGUUCUGCAUAAUGUCUCCUUCCUGGAACUGCAUGAUUACCAGGACCAGCAGUUCAGUGGUGAUAAUGUUGAGCAUGAAAAAUUACUGAAAGAGAACUCCACACUCUAUGUGGGGAACUUUUCCUUUUGUACAGAGUCAAUAUAUGAGCUCUUUAGUGAAUAUGGUGACAUCAAGAAUGUAUUUAUGGGACUGGAGAAGAAAAUAUCCUGUGGUUUCUGUUUUGUAGAAUACCAUAACAGGGCUGAUGUUGAAAAUGCCAUGCACUUCCUAAAUGGGACUUGCCUAAAUGACCAUAUCAUUGGCACAAAUUGGGAUCUCAGUUAUUUAGAGGGUAGACAAUGAGGCCAGGGCCAAUCUGGGGGUCAGGUAAUAGAUGAGUUUUUUGAAAACUUUAAUGUUUUUGAUGGAGGAUUUGGGGAGGCCCACAUUAGGAGAGGAAUCCACUAG
Molecule: messenger RNA, 465 nt
Organism: Sciurus carolinensis (gray squirrel)
Lineage: Eukaryota; Metazoa; Chordata; Mammalia; Rodentia; Sciuridae
Gene: Ncbp2l
Product: nuclear cap binding protein subunit 2 like
Biological process (GO): mRNA cis splicing, via spliceosome
Cellular component (GO): nuclear cap binding complex
Molecular function (GO): RNA cap binding
Source: RefSeq, a predicted model, not a curated record